CAUUUUUAUCCAACCCCACCGUUUCAAAAACAAACACAAAUCGUCUCUCUCUCUUCUCUAUAUAUAUUUCUCUCUCUCUCUCUCUCUGUCAUCUGUUUCUCUAAUGGCGAUGAUGGUGGAGAAUAACUACGGUUACGGUGGUGGAGGCACCGGAGAAAGGAUACAGUUGAUGGUGGAAGGUCAAGGCAAGGCGGUUCCUGCUCCGUUUCUCACGAAAACAUACCAGCUUGUUGACGAUCCCGCGACGGAUCAUGUUGUUUCUUGGGGAGAUGAUGACACUACUUUCAUCGUUUGGCGUCCACCCGAGUUUGCUCGUGACCUUCUCCCUAAUUACUUUAAACACAACAACUUCUCUAGCUUCGUUCGUCAGCUCAACACUUACGGUUUCAGAAAGAUUGUUCCAGACAGAUGGGAGUUUGCUAACGAGUUUUUCAAAAGAGGAGAAAAGCAUCUACUCUGCGAGAUCCACCGGAGAAAAACAUCUCAAAUGUUACCAAACCAACACUCUCCCUUCAUGACUCACCAUCCUCCGCCACAGAUUCCCUUCUCCACCGCCGGCGCUUCUUUCUUCUCUUUACCACCGCCCGUUGACGCCGCCGACGACCAAUACUGGUGCGAAUCUCCCCCGCCGAGGGCAAGAGUCGUCAUACCCACCACCGUGGACGCUCAAGUCACGGCGUUGACCGAAGACAACGAGAGAUUACGACGAAGCAACACUGUGUUAAUGUCGGAGCUUGCUCAUAUGAAGAAACUAUACAACGACAUUAUCUACUUUGUUCAGAAUCAUGUCAAGCCUGUCGCUCCGAGUAACACUUACUUAUCCUCUUUCUUACAGAAACAGCAACAACCUCCUCCUCCUCCUCUCGAUUAUUACACUGUCCCUAAUCUCAAUGCCUUGCACUCUCCUCCUACCUCUCAAAGCUCCAUCACUGUUCUUGAAGAUGAUACUAAUCAUGAGAGUAAUACGAGGAAGACGAAGCUUUUUGGAGUUUCCUUGCCUUCUUCCAAGAAGAGAUCACAUCAUUUCUCAGAUCAAAGUACCAAAACUCGACUUUUGUUGGACAAGUCAGACCUUGGAUUGAAUCUCAUGACUGCUUCUACACGUUAAAAGUAUUUUUUUUUCUUUUCUUUUCUGUGUUAAGUAUCAGCAUUAUUAGCACUAAUGUUGUUUAUGUAUCAACAUCAAUCUUUAUAUAAGAUUUCUUCUUUUUCUUGUUUA
Raphanus sativus (radish) is the source of this 1219-nucleotide messenger RNA. Its product is annotated as heat stress transcription factor B-4. The coding region runs from base 104 to 1108 and encodes 334 amino acids. Gene Ontology annotation, cellular component: nucleus. The transcript is spliced from 2 exons. Gene Ontology annotation, molecular function: RNA polymerase II cis-regulatory region sequence-specific DNA binding; DNA-binding transcription factor activity. Lineage: Eukaryota; Viridiplantae; Streptophyta; Magnoliopsida; Brassicales; Brassicaceae. Gene Ontology annotation, biological process: regulation of transcription by RNA polymerase II. The record is from RefSeq and is a predicted model, not a curated record.